Musa acuminata AAA Group (dessert banana) is the source of this 1234-nucleotide messenger RNA. RefSeq names its product plastid division protein PDV2. The coding region runs from base 87 to 914 and encodes 275 amino acids. NCBI's taxonomy places the organism in Eukaryota, Viridiplantae, Streptophyta, Magnoliopsida, Zingiberales, Musaceae. The record is from RefSeq and is a predicted model, not a curated record. The transcript is spliced from 2 exons. Gene Ontology annotation, biological process: chloroplast fission.
AUAUGAUGGGUGAUGGAGAAUGGGAAGCAGUAAGGCCCCUCAUCGCUGCAUAACUCUUUAGGGAAGAGGGUGCGAAGAGUAGGGUUAUGGAGGGGGAGGAGAUCGGUUUGGUGUUGGCUCGGGCAUCCGAGCUGCGAUCCAAGAUCAGCGAUUGCAUCGGUGGAAGUGGCGGCGGCGGCUGCCGCCAAGGAGGAGACGACGGUGAUGCGGGCGGUGGUGCCGCGAAGGAGGAGGAGGAGGAGGAGGCCGAUAGCCUCGUCGGUAUCCGUGACGCCCUCGACUCGCUGGAGCGGCAGCUCGCGGCCUUGCAGGAAUUGCAGCAUCAACAAAGGUAUGAAAGAGAAUCAAUUCUUUCCCAGAUUGAUUGCAGUCGAAUGAUAUUGCUCAGCAAACUUAAGGAGUACAAAGGUGAGGAGCUGGAAGCGAUUCACGAAGUUGCGACUUUUGCUGGCGAAGCAAUUGAGCUUGAUGACAACCUGGUUCUCCCCCCAUAUCCCACCCACCUUCCUGACUUGUUUGUUUUGGAUGACAUUGGCGCUGGUUCACACUUUAAAAAGAAUAAGACCACUCACAAUGGACCAGCAGCUGCCGCCAAGAAGGAAGGCAAGGGAACUGCAUGUGGAACCAAUAAGAACCAGGAUGACAAGACAUCAAAGCGAUUUAGAAAUAUCAUUGGAUUGGUUGUCAAGUCAACAAUAGCAAUUGUUAGUAUGAUGUCUAUGGUAAGUUUUGCUGGGCAUCAACCAAUGCUUAAGAGCAGACCACCAACAGAGAGGCAGAUCGGCAGUCACUGCCCACAGGGGAAGGUUCUGGUCAUUGAAGAUGGGAAAGCUCGGUGCAUAGUGAAAGAGCGAACUGAGGUUCCAUUCGAGUCUGAUGUUACAAGUCCAAACAUAAGAUACGGACUAGGAUGAAAUGGUCAUCUCUAAGUUGUAAAUUGUGUUGGGCAUCUUUGUUAUAUAUUGUGUUUAUUUCAGAUUAGGUAGAGAUGUGAAAAUUAUAAUGGCAAAAAGUUUUGUUCUCAGCAGAUGAGUGCAGUUAGGGUUAAUAUUCUAUAGCAUGAACCAAGGAUUUGCCGAUGGCUCUGAUUGCCCUUUCAUAUGAAUAUGAUGAUAAGUAAGUGUACUUGAGAAGAAACCUACUCUCUCCCUUGUUUGCUGCAUUGUGUAGUAUUGUAGACUCUGCCUAUGCUUGUGAUGCAAAACUGAAGUAUGCGACCCUGAAAUGUUUAUCA